Acaulospora morrowiae is the source of this 261-nucleotide messenger RNA. Lineage: Eukaryota; Fungi; Glomeromycota; Glomeromycetes; Diversisporales; Acaulosporaceae. The record is from the annotation of a GenBank genome assembly.
UCUUGGGUGAGGUUUUGGCCGGUUGAGGCGUACGUGCUGUUUUUGGAAGGACCAACUUUAUUAUUGUUGGUAGUUAAGGUGACUGAGAAGUCAACAUUUCAGGCGAAUUCUUCGAAAUCGAGGAAAAUUCCAGUUUCUCAUUUCGGAGUGGUGUGGAAGGUGUCGGCAGUUCAUCCUCAAUCUAUGGCAAAACUCAUUUUUAUGUCAGGAUUUGGACUAUCUAAGAAAUCCAAUAUUCAUAAUCGCGUGAAGAUAAAAUAA